Molecule: messenger RNA, 886 nt
Organism: Trifolium pratense (red clover)
Lineage: Eukaryota; Viridiplantae; Streptophyta; Magnoliopsida; Fabales; Fabaceae
Exons: 4
Coding region: 125-568 (147 amino acids)
Source: RefSeq, a predicted model, not a curated record
AGGAUAGAUAGUUGACAUCUUGACAAUAUAGUGAGAUCCCACGCCGUGAAUAUAGCAAUCAAUGUUUCUAUGAAUCAAUCAAAAUAUUUCAACGCUUUCUUUCAAUCUUAUCUAACAACAAAAAAUGGAAGUUCAACAAUGGUGGAAGCUUAGAUUCUCCUUCAAAAGUGCAACCAUUGUUGUUUGUUUCAUCAAUAUAAUAACUGCUAUCUUCUUGCUUCAUGGCUUUUUUAUUUCACCUUACAACCGCAACAAAUUCUCCAUUUCAAACUCUAACUCAGUUCAACUCAGUUACAUUCGGGAAUCUGAAGAGAUUCGUCUUGCCAUGCUACCGUUGGAGCUAAUAAAAAGAGUGAAAGAGAUCGAGCUGGAAGGGUACACUGAACCAGAAACAGCCCAGAAGAAAGACACAAAGCAGACAGCUGCAGUUGAUCUGUCUAAAAGGUUAAAGGAUUUCCGUUCGUUGAAUGAUGCUUCCAGCUUGAAAGCUUUGGAGGAAUGGCGUAAAAGGAAGAUAGAGAGGGCGAGACUAAGACAAUUGGAGAAAAAUGGAACAACUUCCUCUUAACCUUGACUUUAUAUACUUUCUGAUAUCAAGUGAAACUUGACAUGCUAAGUUAAAUGUGUAUACUGCAUAGCAUCAUCAUACACCUUUGGAUUCUCUCUUGCAUAAAACAAAGGGAGGGAGGUGAGGAAAUAGGGAGAUGAAGGGUAUAAAAGAGAGGAAAGAGUGAGAGAGAGGUUGGAGAGGAUCCAUUUCCAUCAAGAGUAAAGAUUGAUCAUUGAUCAUUCUUGCAGACAAAUAUUGAUUGUGAUUGAUAACAUUUGACUCAUCCUUUUUUUUACUUUCUAAAAAUUUAAAGAUAUAAAGAAAUAAUUUACCAUC